Molecule: messenger RNA, 3862 nt
Organism: Seriola dumerili (greater amberjack)
Lineage: Eukaryota; Metazoa; Chordata; Actinopteri; Carangiformes; Carangidae
Product: cGMP-inhibited 3',5'-cyclic phosphodiesterase A-like
Exons: 14
Coding region: 1-3129 (1042 amino acids)
Biological process (GO): oocyte maturation; positive regulation of oocyte development
Cellular component (GO): cytosol
Molecular function (GO): 3',5'-cyclic-AMP phosphodiesterase activity
Source: RefSeq, a predicted model, not a curated record
AUGGCGAUGACUGCAGAAUCUGACAGUACCUGUGCGCAGAGCAGCACUCGUGAAAAAAGCCUCGGCGCACUGGAUCGCAAUGGUUAUGUGAAAACAUGUGUCAUCCCACUGUGCCGUGACCGAGACUACGAGUCGUGGGUGAGGCUAAUGUUCACAAAAAUAUGGAGUUCCCAGAGACUCCGGAGUGCGGUGUGUGUGGGGUCGCUUUCGGUUUUUCUCGCUCUGUUGGUCAAAUGUGCAGACUGGAGAGCUGAAGCCAGCAGCAGCAGCAGCAGCAGCAGCGCUGACAACACACUCUCGCAUUCAUCGUCUCCCUUUCACUUCGUUACAGGCUGCGCGGCGGAGCUGUUACAAACUUGCUGGAGUGUGGUUUCGCCAUUGUUCACCCUCCUAUGUGCCUUCUUUUGGGUCGGUGUGUACUUAAUCCGCUGUGGGGUUCUAAUCCAGACCGCCCUAUCCCUCCUAACCGUGUGCCACCUGGGCGAAGCAGCGGCGUGGUCUCUCCUGGACGGGACAGAUGAGCAGCUGUUUUCAUUCACGACAGCGGCAGUGGUCGUGCUCGUAUGCGUGGCCACCGGCGCACUCAUGGUAGCACGGCUGAAUCAGGGCAUAUCUGUGAUCGUUUUCAUCAGCAUAAUCAGGACUAUUUCACUCUUCUCACUACACAAAGUCAGGGCCACUUGGAGACCGUACGUAGCGUACCUGGUUGGAGUGCUGGGCAUCCUGCUGGCGAGGUAUGCUGACAAGCUCCUUCCCAACCAAGGGAGACACAAGGAGGGCUGCACCCCCGUGACUGGAGCCAGGGAAGAGAUCCCUGUAUUUAAAAGGCGCAGGAGGUCCAGUUCUGUGAUAGCGUCAGACAUGGCACACAGUCAGUCCAACAGUAAGUCACAUCGCCGGACCUCUCUGCCAUGCAUCCAGAGGGACCAGAUGCUCCCCCGCUCAGAAUGGGACCACAAGAGAGGCUCCCGAGGAUCACAGUCAUCAGGCACCACUGUCAUGGUGGACAUAGCAGUGAUGGGAGAAGCUCAUGGACUAAUCACAGACCUGCUGGCUGACCCCUCCCUGCCCCCCAACACCUGCACCUCACUGCGGGCCGUCAGCAACCUCCUAACCACCCAGCUCACCUUCCAGCCGCUGCACCGGCCACGCCCUGCUCCCCUGCUUAACCCCGGCGAUGCCUACACCUGCUCCGACUCAGAGGAGGGACCUGAGAAAGGAGAGAAGACAUCCAUCCACAAGCGUGUGAGGCGGAGUCUCCACCCUGGUCUUCUGAGGAGGAUCUCUUCCACGUGGACCACCACCACCUCUGCCACAGGCCUGCCCACCAUCGAGCCCGGGCCUGUCCGAAGAGACCGCAGCGCCAGCAUCAAACCGUACCAUGAAACACUCACCUGCAGCUGUGGGAGACCAUACAUCAAACUGAGCCAUGGGGAGGGCUCUAUAGACAAGGGAGACAGGAUACCACGGUCAGCAGAGGACCAAGUGGUUGUGUCAUCAGACUAUGACAGCACCCACGAAGCCAACCACAGUGACAGCAGUGAUGUAGCACAUACAGAGGAGGACACAGAGGAAGGAAAAAACCCUGCCCAGAACGUCAUCCUCCACCCACUAAUACCUCCUGAGGACAAACCAAUUCUGGCUCCAGAGCCGUUAAUAAUGGAGGACGUGGAGCCUCUGAUGAGUCAGCUUAACAAUUGGAACUUCCCCAUCUUCUGCUUGAUGGAGAAGACCAAUGGGAAAUGUGGACGGAUCCUCAGUCAGGUCUCCUACAGGCUCUUUGAAGACACUGGCCUGUUUGAGACCUUUAAGAUCCCUGUAAAAGAAUUCAUGAACUACUUCCAUGCCCUUGAGAAUGGUUAUAGAGACAUACCAUAUCACAACAGGGUCCACGCCACAGAUGUGCUCCAUGCAGUCUGGUACCUCACCACACAGGCUGUGCCUGGUCUGCCCAGCCUCAUCACUGACCACGGCUCUGCCAGUGACUCAGACUCCGACAGUGGAAUAACACACAGUCAUAUGGGCUUCCUGGUUUCAAAGACCUACACUGUGUCAGAAGAUGGUUAUGGCUGCCUGUCAGGCCUCAUACCUGCUCUGGAGCUCAUGGCCCUCUAUGUGGCCGCCGCAAUGCACGACUACGAUCAUCCUGGGCGGACCAACGCUUUCCUUGUGGCCACCAGCGCCCCGCAGGCAGUGCUCUACAAUGAUCGAUCCGUCUUGGAAAACCACCACGCUGCCUCAGCCUGGAACCUCUUCAUGUCGCGGCCAGAGUUCAACUUCCUCGUCAACCUCGACCACGUGGAGUUCAAGCGCUUCCGUUUCCUGGUCAUUGAGGCCAUACUGGCCACUGAUCUGAAGAAACACUUUGACUUCCUAGCUGAGUUCAAUGCCAAGGUCGGUGACGAUCCAUCCACAGGCAUCGAUUGGUCCAACGAGAAUGACAGGUUGCUGGUGUGCCAGAUGUGUAUUAAACUGGCUGACAUCAAUGGGCCUCUGAAGUGCAAGGACCUGCAUCUGCAGUGGACAGAGGGCAUCGUCAACGAGUUCUAUGAGCAGGGCGAUGAGGAGUCCAGCCUGGGCCUUCCCAUCAGCCCCUUCAUGGACAGAGCAGCACCGCAGUUGGCCAAACUCCAGGAAUCGUUCAUCACACACAUCGUGGGGCCGCUGUGCAACUCCUAUGACUCAGCCGGCCUGAUACCUGGACGAUGGGUGGAGCCCAACCCAGAGGCAGAGGAGCCAGAGAUCACGGAGAAUGAGGACGAGGAUGAGGAAGAUACUGCAGAAGAGGACACAUCCACGAGCUCAGAGGCAUCACAGAAAGCAGCCCCCAAGAAGAGAAGGAAAGUGUUCUGUCAGAUCACCCAGCACCUGCUGGAGAACCACGAGAUGUGGAAGAAGGUGAUCGGAGAGGAGGCCCAGAAACAGGGCCAAGGAUCAGAGUCUGUCCAUUUAAACAAUGUAGCUGAGCCUAUUCUGGCUAUUCAUGAGGAAGACGAGGAGCCAGGCAGCAGAGAGGAGCUGGUAGAAGGAGAGGAUCCGGAGGAGGGAGUGGAGGAACCAGAGUGGCCUGUGUCCCCGCAGGAAGAAUCUAAACCUCCAGAGGAACUAGAGGAGGGGGACCCACAGUGAAAGAGCCCAUGGGAAAUAUGGCGUCAGUCAGGGCAAGGACGUGAAAAAGUAUUUCUUUGUUUCUUAUCCUAUCAACUGACUCCUUUUUUUGCCAGCACAUCACUUAGACACAACACUGUAGAUGUUUGGGAAAUGUGUGCCUAUACAGAAAAAAACAGGGUGGGAAAAUUUGUGCUUUACACAUUUUAUCUGAAUAUCUGGUUUCACCAAACAUUUAAAGGAGCUUUCCAUAUUGCAAUACGGGAUUAUUCGUGUACUUUGGGAUACAGACUCUUUUGCUACUGUCAAGAGAAGAGGAAGACUGGUUGCACAGACCUCAACCCAAUGUGGUAACACAGGACUGCAGAAAUUUGCUGCCAAUUUAUACAUAAUUAUUUUCAGAAUGCAAUUAUAUAUAGACAUCACAGUUACUUGUACUUGUGUUUCAAUUUAAGCAAGAGUUUCUGAGGUCACAUGGGCCAUAAUAUGUUUUUUUUUUCUAUAUAUGGAUUGUAAAGGGAGUCAAUCAAAUGAGGAACAUUGGUGUAUCUUUCUUCCUUUCAACUUCUGCCAAAAUUAAUCACUCACCCAUGGGCUUUAGCAUAAAAACACAAACCUUCAUGCAUUUUAAGUUUUGUAUUUGUUUUGCCAAAUUAAGUACUUUAUACCAAUCAGUGUAGCCAUAUUAGUUUAAGGAGGGGAACUUGAGGCUCUUCACACUCUGUAUGUGUGUGUGUGUGUGUGUGUGUGUGUG